UUCAAUAUGUUUCCAUCUUGAUCGUCCAAGUUUCUGAUGACAUGGAGCUUUCAACGUUGUGGUCAGGUCUCUGCGCCUUGAAUAUAAAGAACCUCGGUCGGGCAAGUUUAACAUCACUUUUUUUUUGACUCCCAGCAGAGUAAAUAUUCCCGCAUGUCAGAAUUCUGGACAAGUAUGAAUAUUAUUAUAAAUAACAAUAAUAAUAUAUAGUAGUGUUUUGUGCAUUGUACUUUGAUCGAAUGUCAAUGAGUUGUAUAGUCUUAGUUAUAUUUUACUUCAUAGCAGUGAAGGAUUUUUCAGCAAAGAACUCAAAGUGGAAAGGGUUUUAUUUCAUGGGGUCCCAUGGUUCAGUUUGAGUGGCCUGAGGAUCUCGAAUUGGACAUGCGUCUGAUGGCAGUGAAAAUGGAUCCACCAAAGCUGGAGUCGGUACCUGAGGCUGAAUCAGUGGAUUGUUUCCUGCAGUCGCUGGGUCUUAAUAAAUAUUCAGUGUUAUUCAAAGAUAAGAAAAUUGAUAAAGCCACCCUUGUAUGCAUGACUGAUGAGCAACUCAAGGCUUUUGGAUUACGAAUGGGUCCAAGAAGGAAGAUACUUUCGGCAUCAAAGAUUGAAGUUUGACAUUUGGGAGUUGAUAGGUUGUUCCUUUACUUAUUUGUAUUGAGCUCAACGUUUUUGACUAACUUGGGCUGGGUUUUAACUUGCUCGACCUAGCUAUAAUUUAUUGGGACUAAAUUUUCUGUUAUAUUGCUGGCAGUGGCUUCAGUGAGUCUAUCAUUUGUGUGAAGUUAUUAGAAGAUUGAUAGCGUCAAAUAGAUUUUCUGAGUUAUUCGAGAGCUGAUGCAAUAGUUAUUCGGUUCCUUUAUUUAAAGGCCCUUGAGAUUCAUUUUGACAUUUACAUGAACAUUUUAUUAUUAAUUUUUAUAGAUAUAAAUGCAUUG
Cornus florida is the source of this 935-nucleotide messenger RNA. RefSeq lists its product as uncharacterized. Lineage: Eukaryota; Viridiplantae; Streptophyta; Magnoliopsida; Cornales; Cornaceae. The transcript is spliced from 5 exons. The record is from RefSeq and is a predicted model, not a curated record. The coding region runs from base 343 to 615 and encodes 90 amino acids. Gene Ontology annotation, molecular function: protein binding.